Rattus rattus (black rat) is the source of this 3245-nucleotide messenger RNA. RefSeq names its product carbohydrate sulfotransferase 11 (gene Chst11). Gene Ontology annotation, molecular function: sulfotransferase activity. The transcript has 3 exons. The record is from RefSeq and is a predicted model, not a curated record. The coding region runs from base 486 to 1544 and encodes 352 amino acids. NCBI's taxonomy places the organism in Eukaryota, Metazoa, Chordata, Mammalia, Rodentia, Muridae. Gene Ontology annotation, biological process: carbohydrate biosynthetic process; proteoglycan biosynthetic process. Gene Ontology annotation, cellular component: membrane.
CGGGGGCUGCGAGUUGCGUUUGGUAAAACCCAGCCCUGGAAUAUAUAGAUCACUGGAGCGCAAUGAAGUAGCUUUUGGCGAGGGAGGGAGGGAGGGGGGCCUGGACAGUCACAGAGGCCAGGGCACGGCGGCGGCGGCACCUUCCUUCUCGCAUCCCGGUCGCCCGGCCCGCGAGGAGGCAGCGGCGGCCGCAGGCGCCAGCAGAGGAGGCGGUGGAGCAUCGAGCAGAGGCGAGGCGGACCGGCAGGAGCGCGCGGCCGGGGCCACGCAUCCCCACACUUGCACACCAACUCCCGCGCCUUGCACCCCCGAGACCGGAAUCGGGGGCUCGGAGAGCCUCGGUGAAGCUAGCGGGAGCCAGCUCCGGAGCCCAGCCAGCUCCGUUCUGAACCUCCCGGGCGCUGGUCCCCCCGCGGCGGGGUCCCCGCUUCUGCGCUCCGGACGCGCCUCCCGGACAGCCGGGUCCCCGCGGCCAGGACAAAGCCAUGAAGCCGGCGCUGCUGGAAGUGAUGAGGAUGAACAGAAUUUGCCGGAUGGUGCUGGCCACUUGCUUGGGAUCCUUUAUCUUGGUCAUCUUCUAUUUCCAAAGUAUGUUGCACCCAGUCAUGCGGAGGAAUCCCUUUGGCGUGGACAUCUGCUGCCGGAAGGGGUCUCGGAGUCCGCUGCAGGAGCUCUACAAUCCCAUCCAGCUGGAGCUCUCCAACACUGCCAUCCUGCACCAGAUGAGACGGGACCAGGUGACAGACACCUGCCGGGCCAACAGCGCCAUGAGCCGCAAGCGCAGGGUGCUGACCCCCAACGACCUGAAGCACCUGGUGGUGGAUGAGGACCACGAACUCAUCUACUGCUAUGUACCCAAGGUGGCGUGCACCAACUGGAAGAGGCUCAUGAUGGUCCUGAGCGGCCGGGGCAAAUACAGCGACCCCAUGGAGAUCCCAGCCAACGAGGCCCACGUGUCAGCCAACCUGAAGACCCUUAACCAGUACAGCAUCCCAGAGAUCAACCACCGCUUGAAAAGCUACAUGAAGUUCCUGUUCGUGCGGGAGCCCUUCGAGAGGCUGGUGUCUGCCUACCGCAACAAGUUCACGCAGAAGUACAACACCUCCUUCCACAAGCGCUACGGCACGAAGAUCAUCCGGCGCCAGCGGAAGAACGCCACGCAGGAGGCCCUGCGCAAGGGGGACGAUGUCAAGUUCGAGGAGUUCGUAGCCUACCUCAUCGACCCCCACACCCAGCGCGAGGAGCCCUUCAACGAGCACUGGCAGACGGUCUACUCCCUCUGCCACCCGUGCCACAUCCACUACGACCUCGUGGGCAAGUACGAGACGCUGGAGGAGGACUCCAAUUACGUACUGCGGCUGGCCGGGGUGAGCGGCUACCUGAAGUUCCCCACCUAUGCAAAGUCCACCCGAACUACCGACGAGAUGACCACGGAGUUCUUCCAGAACAUCAGCGCCGAGCACCAGACACAGCUGUACGAAGUCUACAAACUGGACUUUUUAAUGUUCAACUACUCAGUGCCAAACUACCUGAAGUUGGAUUAGAGGGCUGCGGGGGGGCGGGGCGGGGCGGUUGGGGAGAGGGAGAGAAUCCUGCUUUUUAAUUUAAGAUUUUUAUUUGUCAAAAGAAUUCUAUGGAUACCGGGUUAUUUUGUAAGUUAAUAUGCCUUUCGGGGGAGAUGCUGCGAGCGGCAUGGUAAGAAUUAUUUAAAAAGAAAAUCCUCCGUGGGGAAGGACAGCUGUCUUUGCAGGGGAGUGGCGUGGAUUGGCCCUGUUUUUAGAAGCGGACCCGGCAACACUGUCCGCAAGAUGUCCUUGUGUUCUGGUGAAUUCCACAAACUGUGCGUCCCAUAAAGUCUAAUGAGUCUUAUUUAUGGUUAUUUAAACGUGGUCUCUGUAUAGGCUUCUCACUGUGUCAGCAGCCUGCCCCUGUCUUUCUGGAGGAGAGGACGGUCUGUGCCUUGCUGGCUAUGUCUGGUUUGGGGGGCGUGGUUACCUCCCCACUGUCCCGUGCGUGCGGAAUCCCACGGUGACAGCUGAUGGAUUACCACCGUUCAAGAAACACUGCUAGAAAUAAGUACAUUGUCCUUGAAGUAAGAAACAGGGAUGAGACUGGUUCAAACCGACUGCUAGCAACCCCAAAGUCCCUUGCGGUAAAGAGAUGCAAAUUUUUUUUAACCCAAGAAGAGAGCGGAUGAUAGCAAUUUCUCUUCACCAAAAUUAGCAGGCUCUAAGAAUAGUCUUUUUUGUGAAAAUCUUUAACUGGCACUUUCCAGUUCUAGCGAAGGCAGAAUAAUGGUUACUUUAUAGUCAUUAAGUAUUUAUUGAGCAUAUACUAUUUCCCAGGCUUGACUGCAGGUAGAACGUUAAGUUGAAACCAGGAGCCUUGGCCUUCGACAAGCUUUAUGUGAACACAGGGCAUCCACCUCAACAGUGAACCAACCCCCAGCCUUAUGGUCUUCACACAGGCUUUGGACUAUUCUCAAGUGGUCCAGAGAGUCCAUGACCCCAGCAAAUUUACAUUUUUUCCACAGCUCAAAUUUGAAAGCCACACAUUUGGAUCGGGCCACUUAACUAGCUUAGUAGUUCACUGCCCAACACAAGAAAUGGCAGAAACCUUUUUCAUCAUGUAUAUCUAUUGCAGUUUCUUGGAAGUAGAUGCCUAUAAGUCACAGUAUUCUCCAGGCACAAAGAUGGAGGACCACAGUGAUCGAUUAGUGAUGUCUGCCUUGGCUAAGGGAAGGGGAGAACAUUUCUCAAGUGCCUCCUACUGUGAUCUCCAGUCCACAUCUUGUCCUGCCUGCCACUUAAAAGAGUGUGCUCCAUAUGUCUGGAGACCGGCAAAGUUCAGGUGUGAACGUCAAAGGUGGAGUGUUGGUACCCACAGGCACAUGCAGACCUUCCCGUGUCCUGUGUUGGCAGAGUGUCUUAGGACCUCCCUUUCCUCCAGAAGGCUGGAAACUUGCUGUUUCCCGUUCCUUGCUGAUCAACACCCAAACCUAUUCCUCAUUUCUAGUUGUUUCUGAUGCUUCUCGGUUGACAUUUGAGCCGCAUUCCCAUUACAGCCAGUGUCUGGGUACGUAGCAGGUGCUGUACAUAAUAGUUCUAAUGAUGGGGAGGGAGUAGGGUGUAAAUUUUGCUUUUUUGUGUUUUUUGUGGGUUUUUGUUUGUUUUGAUGCAGUACAGAGUGAAGGGGUAAGAAUAUGCUGAAAAACAUAAAACUGAAUAAUUUAUUCACAGAAACUA